Molecule: messenger RNA, 2677 nt
Organism: Polyodon spathula (Mississippi paddlefish)
Lineage: Eukaryota; Metazoa; Chordata; Actinopteri; Acipenseriformes; Polyodontidae
Product: integrator complex subunit 13
Exons: 18
Coding region: 240-2399 (719 amino acids)
Biological process (GO): regulation of mitotic cell cycle; centrosome localization
Cellular component (GO): integrator complex
Source: RefSeq, a predicted model, not a curated record
AAACCUAGUAUUUGGUUAGGGUUUGGAUUACUGUGACAUUCCCUUCCUGUUUCAAAGUGUGUAGCCCUGACAUUCCUACAUUUUUAACCCAACCUACAUAGCCUGUGGACAUUUCUGCAAACAAAAGAAUGGCUUCGUGAUCAAUUUACCAUACAUGUAAAUUAUCCGAUAUUCAGGAGCCAGCAUAUAAGGAACACCCCCGCGUCAUCAUCUGUCUAGCUUGUGUUGUGCUCUGACUGAUGACAGAUUCGACACAAAAGGCUGCCAUUAACUUGAAUAAAAUGAAGACUUUUUCAACUUCCCACAAAACUGUUUUUGUUGUGGACCACUGCCCAUAUAUGGCAGAGUCUUGCAGGCAGCAAGUGGAAUACGAUAUGUUGACUAAAACCCGGGCUCAAGGCAUCAUACCACUAGCUCCUGUCUCAAAAUCCCUGUGGACCUGUGCAGUGGAAUGUUCCAUGGAAUACUGCAGAAUACUGUUUGACAUCUACCCUUUUAAGAAAUUGGUUAAUUAUAUUGUAAGUGAUUCUGAAUUUCACUUUCUGAAUACCUGGAGCCAGGAAGAUCAAAAUGUACAAGAGCUGAUGUCGGCUCUAGCAGCUGUAGGACCCCCCAAUCCUCGUGAAGAUCCAGAAUGCUGCAGCAUCCUACAUGGCUUAGUGGCAGCAGUGGAAUCGCUCUGCAAGAUCACAGAGUAUCAGCACGAAGCCCGCACCACACUUAUGGACAAUGCAGAGCGUGUCACCAACAAAGGCAGAAUUAUCUGCAUCACCAAUGCAAAAAGUGACACUCAUGUGCGAAUGCUGGAGGACUGUGUCCAGGAGACGAUACAAGAACACAACAAAUUAGCAGCUGGCUCAGAUCGGUUAAUGCAGAUUCAGCAGUGUGAGCUGGUCCUUAUCCACACAUACCCACUUGGAGAUGACACACUAGUCUCGGAUCGUCCAAGAAAAGAGAUCUCCCCAGUCUUAACCAGCGAAGUGCAUAGCGUGCGAGCAGGAAGGCAUCUCGCUGGAAAGCUUAACAUUCUAGUUCAGCAGCACUUCGACCUGGCGUCCACCACCAUUACCAAUAUCCCUAUGAAGGAAGAACAACAUGCAAACACAUCCGCUAAUUAUGAUGUGGAGUUACUUCACCACAAAGAUGCACAUUUAGAAUUCAUUAGGAGUGGCGAGUUGCAUCCUCCAGGUAGUGCCAGCAGAGACAGCAGUCUAAAAGAGACUGUGACUUUAAAGUGGUGUACGCCAAGGACCAAUAGUGUUGAGCUCCAUUUCUGCACAGGAGCCUUCCGGAUUUCACCUGUGGAUGUGAACAGCAGACCGUCUUCCUGCCUAACAAACUUUCUUUUAAAUGGUCGCUCAGUGUUGUUGGAGCAGCCGAGGAAGUCAGGCUCCAAAGUGAUCAGCCACAUGCUGAGCAGCCACGGUGGGGAGAUCUUCCUUCAUGUAUUAAGCAGCACCCGCUCAACCCUGGAGGAUCCCCCAUCCAUCAGUGAGGGGUGUGGAGGGAGAGUCACAGACUACAGGAUUACAGACUUCGGAGAGUUUAUGAGGGAAAAUCGAUUGACUCCUUUCCCAGAGCCCAAGCAGAUCGAAGCAGCUGCAAGAACCCCCUUGGAGAGAGCUAAAGAUCAAUUGGAACGGCACACUCGCUAUUGGCCAAUGAUCAUCUCCCAGACCACAAUCUUUAACAUGCAAGCUGUGGUGCCUUUGGCCAGUUUAAUUGUGAAGGAAAGUUUGACUGAGGAGGAUGUGCUGACUUGUCAAAAGACUAUUUAUAAUUUAGUUGAUAUGGAGAGGAAGAAUGACCCCCUUCCUAUCUCUACAGUGGGUACAAGAGGAAAAGGACCUAAAAGAGAUGAACAGUACAGGAUCAUGUGGAAUGAGCUGGAGACCCUCGUCAGGGCUCAUAUUAACAGCACUGAGAGGCACCAGAGAGUCCUGGACUGCAUCGUGGCCUGUCGGAGCAAACCUCCCGAAGAAGAGGAGCGCAAGAAGAGAGGGAGGAAGAGGGAGGAGAAAGAGGACAAGUCUGAGAAGAAUGGAAAGGACGUGGAACCAGACAAGACGUGGCAGGAGUCUGAGAGGUUAAAAGGCUUGCUGGAGCGUGAGAAAGAGGAGCUGGCUGAAGCUGAAAUCAUUAAAGAUUCUCCUGACUCCCCUGAACCAUUAAACAAAAAACCCCGCCUGGCAAUAGAGGAAACGCCACCAGUGGAAAAAGCAAAAGGUCCUGUGUCAUUACUUGCUAUGUGGACCAGCAGGAUAAAUACAACCAAUUCCAGAAAACAUCAAGAGUUUGUUGGACGUUUAAACUCUGUAAACAACAAAGCUGAAUUAUACCAACACCUCAAAGAAGAAAAUGGGAAGGAUACUCAUGAAAAUGGAAAGGCUAGCAGAUAAUGAAGAUAACUGAGAAAGAGAGGAUUUUUACGACCAUGUGUUUCUUGAAUUAGCCCAGAAUAAUUUGUACAGAAUGAUUUUUUUGAUUUUAGUAUGAAUUAACAACCAAUUGGCUGUGGUUGACUGAAUUAUCCCAUCUUCCAUCUUUUGUAAUGUUUACAAGUACACACCACGUCAUCUACCUGUGGAAAGUGACAACUAGAGAUUCUUUUUACAAAAAAAAAAUGUUUUAUAAAGAUGCUUUCAGAGUUUGUGACAAAAUAAACUAAAGUAAUGUA